This is a messenger RNA of Phytophthora infestans T30-4, 729 nucleotides long. RefSeq lists its product as uncharacterized. Lineage: Eukaryota; Oomycota; Peronosporomycetes; Peronosporales; Peronosporaceae. The transcript has 2 exons. Bases 1 to 729 code for a protein of 242 amino acids. The record is from RefSeq and is a predicted model, not a curated record.
AUGCUAGCCGCCACAACACUUGUCACGGAUGUCAAUGGUCACGGCUACAUGACGGAGCCAGCCGUGACUUUCCUGUCGUCGUCCACGGACAACACGCAGUUCAUCGCCACCAUUGAGGCAUCCGCGUCGAAGUUCAGCGGCACUUUCUCCGGCUCACCCGCAGACAACACGGCCGCCUUCACGACUGCAUUCGAGUCCAGCUCGUACACAUCCCUGAAAGAGUUGAUCAACGCCUUGACCACGGUUACUGUCACGGAUGCUACGCUUACUUGCGGAUCAUGUGACCCUGAUGAGACGGCACAGCCUCUACCGGAGACCACGUUGACGUUCUACUGGUUGGCGCUGCAUUCGUCUACCUGGCAGGUCUAUAUCAAUUGCGCGCCGCUCGAGAGUACUACCUCGACAGGUGCAACGUCCAAGUACGCCGUGACGGGCUCGUCCAGCUCAGCCACUACUACUAACUCGACGUCAACCAGGUCAACAGCUUCAUCGGCUGCCGAGGCUUCGACUGCGUCGAGCUCCCACAACUUUAACACGAACUUUGCGACGUCCUCCUCGGCUUCAACAACCGACGAGACCUCAUCGGCUGCAUAUACAGAUGCACCAGCUUCCACUACUACAGCGCCAACGACGACAACGGAGACGCCAGCUACUGCUACGACGACCGAUAAAGCGACUACCACUCCUGCUGACACCAGCAAAUGCUCGGUGCGUCGCCGUCGCAACUAA